Messenger RNA from Penicillium waksmanii, 1098 nucleotides. RefSeq names its product transcription factor IIF subunit TFG2. The transcript has 4 exons. Bases 1 to 1098 code for a protein of 365 amino acids. Gene Ontology annotation, biological process: transcription by RNA polymerase II; transcription initiation at RNA polymerase II promoter. The record is from RefSeq and is a predicted model, not a curated record. Gene Ontology annotation, cellular component: transcription factor TFIIF complex. Lineage: Eukaryota; Fungi; Ascomycota; Eurotiomycetes; Eurotiales; Aspergillaceae.
AUGGCCCAGGUCAAGCAAGACCCGGAUGCCAUGUACAUCAAACAAGACCCCGACUCCAAGGACGCCGUUCUAGAUGACAUCGAUGACGAGGACCUUUACGAAGACGCUGGAGAUCUUGACUUCUCCCUAGCUGGCCAGAGCGUAUGGAUCUCACGCCUUCCCCGGCAGCUAUGGGAGAACUGGGCGCAUCUUGACGACGACGAAGAGAUUGAGGUUGGAACAAUGAGGAUAGAACAAAACCCUACAGACCCAAAUGAUAUCAAGCGGGUUAGCUUGCGACUCCACGACCGACCAGACAACCGCGAAAUUCCCAAAGAUUAUACCCUCCAACAACAAACCGUUACUUCCACAAAUGCCUCACACAUGACUCAAAAUACCUAUGUCUUUACGGAGAAGGACAUCCCCGGCGUGGAGAAUCGCAUGGCCACCUUUGGAGAGACACGAUCUGCCCUUUAUGAAGCUCAGAAGCGUGACGCACGGAGGAGGGAACAAGGCAAACGAUGGGAGCCCUAUGUGCGCAAGACCAUACCCAAACACACUGCUCUUGUCGGACAGGCCAGCCAGGAGUUCAACUGUCUCCCGGUGGAGAACGAGGAGUUCCGACUGAUCUCAGAAAAGCGAGCCCUGGAGGCUCUCAAGCCGAAGAAAGAAACCAUGUUCAUCAAGAACCUCCCCAACAAGAUCUUACAGGAGCGCCAUCUUCUCCCCACGGCCCAGAGUGCAUUCGUCCAACAAACGAAACCAUCCAAGGCCAAGGCCCAGGAAAACAAGUACACGCGUAUGCCUCAAAACGAGCUGCUGGACAGGAUCUUUGGAUGCUUCCGCGAGUACCAAUACUGGCCUUUUAAGGCGCUCAAGGCCAAGCUCAUGCAGCCUGAGGCUUAUCUCAAACAGACCCUGGAGAUGGUCGCACAUCUGGUCAAGUCGGGUGACUUUGCCAUGACGUGGGAGUUGAAGCCGGAAGCGCAGCAGACCAACUAUGCCCAGAUGCCCCAUGCAGUCAAGGCUGAGAUGGCUCCCGGGGAUAACUUUGACUCGGAUGAUGAUCCUUCUGGUAUGGUUACGGACCAUGAUGAUGUGCAGUUCGAAAAUGUCUGA